Phytophthora megakarya is the source of this 2289-nucleotide messenger RNA. The record is from the annotation of a GenBank genome assembly. NCBI's taxonomy places the organism in Eukaryota, Oomycota, Peronosporomycetes, Peronosporales, Peronosporaceae.
AUGUACGAUGGACGCAUCGAACAGCUACGCAUUCUUUCGGACCGCGAAAGAAAGACGAGCGAAGCAGAAAAGUUGAGGCAACUCUUCGCAGGAAGCACCACUGAGAGUGAGGAUACUCUCAGUGCCAAGACGAAGAAGGAGCGCUUCGAGGAGCAGAGUUGGGACUCACUGAAGUCGAGUCCCUAUUACGAGAUUCUGCGGGAGCAAAGGGACGUGCUCCUGGACGAGAUCCCUGUGGAGCUUCCGCAGGACAACGGAAUACAGCACGUGAUUGAUCUUGUGGCGGGAAUGAAGUAUUGCGCAAUCGACGAGAUCUUCGAAAGUCGUCGCAAGGCAGGACAAGUGAGGGAAUCGAAGUCCCUGCACAGCGCACCAACGUUCUGUGUCAAGAAGCCACAGGGUGGUUGGCGCAUCGUUCAUGCGUAUAAUAAACUGAACGAUGCGACGAUACCGGUGCAGACGCCGAUACCUCGAAAAGAUGUCAUCAUCGAUUCGAUGUCCAAGAGCACCAUCCACAGUGCUUAUGAUCUGAGAGACGGGUUCUAUCAGAUCCUCAUCCGUGAGAGCGAUAUCCUUCUAACGGCGUUAAGCACCCCAAACGGUAUGCUGUGGGAGUGGCUAGUUAUGCCACAAGGACUGAAGAACGUCCCUGCGACCUUCAACAGAUGCGUCACGCAUCUAUUGCGCUCGGUGGGCGACUUCGCCGAUCUUGGCUUGUGUGACGCAUCCGAUUUUGCGAUCGGAUGUGCGUUAAUGCAACCCGAUCACGAGGGUCGUGAUCGAGUCGUCUACUACCAGUCGCGUCAGCUGAAGCAAGCUGAUAGAAACUACCCUGUGCAUGACAAAGAACUUUUUGCCAUGAAGUAUGCACUCGCGAAGUUCCGAGUGUUGAAUGUCGUCGCGGACGCAUUGUCGCGACGACCGGAUUAUGCUGUCAAGACAGCCGACAUCAACCAAAUUUACGUCGCUCGGAGAUAUACACUGUCGUCGUCCUUGUUGGAUGAGGUGAAGGCUGCGGAUGACGCAGACGCAGACGCGAAGCAGCUGAUCGAGUUCCUCUUAGCUCCUUCCGACAAAGCAUGUCGGAAGUUGGCCCCUCGUCUACGAGCGAGUGCACACCGGUAUCGUGUGUACGACGGUCUACUGCUUUACAGCGCUGUAGACGACAAUGCGGAACACAUUGUCGUGCCAAAUGAUCCUGACCUGCGCAGCAGGAUCAUGUACGAGUAUCACGAUACGGCACGUCUGUUCGUCGAAAUGGUGUUCAAGCACCAUGGCAUGUCCACCGAUAUUGUGUCGGACCGCGAUCCGCGCUUCACGGCGCAUUUCUGGCAAGAAGUGUUCACACUUCUUGGAACACGGUUCUCUAUGUUGACUGCGGAUCAUCCGCAGACGGACGGGCAAACCGAGCACGUGAACCGCGUGCUCGUGGGCUUGCUGAAAAGCUACACCCAGUCGUUCCACAACUGGAGCGACUACAUGCCGAUGGCUGAGUUUGCCAUCAACAACGCGGUGCAUGCCUCGACUGGGCAUACACCGUUCUUCGUGAACGCCAUGCGGCAUCCACGCCUUCCGAGCACGCUCGGGGCGGUGGUGGCUUCCUCCUUAAGUGGGGGGUCUACGGUUGCGUCCGAACAACCGCAGAAGACAGCUGAAACGGAUAUAUCAGCUGCGACAACACGUGCGAGAGCGAGAGCCCGCACACGUCAAGGCGACGUGUCAGUGCCGGGCACUGACACUGUAAAGCUGCUCCGACCAAGGACAACGUGUCUGUGCGGGGCACAGACACCGAGAGGACUCACGCACAGGCCGGGCCUAUUCACCGCACUGGCUGGGCCUGUUGCGAACACACACGAAGUGUCAGUGCCGGGCGCUGACACCCAAAAGAGCCACGCACAGUCUGGGACUGAUGCGACUACAAAUGGCGAGUCUGUGCAGACCACAGACGCGGACAAGACCAACGAGCCGGACCCGGGGUUCAGCUCUCAAGCAAUGGACUUUGUCCAGGAACGACAAGCAGUCGUUCGAUUUGUACAAGAUGCAAUUGCAGCUUCUGCGGAUAGGCAGAAACUGAACGCAGACAAUGUUGGCAGGGGUAAUACAACUGAAUUCAAAAUUGGUCCAUUGGUUUUGUUAGCUACGCAAAACUUGCCUACUCAUGCAGUUUCUGGAUUCGGAGCAAGCAAGCUUGCCCCGCGCUUCAUCGGACCGUUCAUGGUGACAAAACGUCACGGCAAUGCAUACAGGUUGGAACUUCCUUCCGACAUGAGACUCCACCCAACGUUCUAC